This is a messenger RNA of Mangifera indica (mango), 1992 nucleotides long. RefSeq names its product fluoride export protein 1-like. Lineage: Eukaryota; Viridiplantae; Streptophyta; Magnoliopsida; Sapindales; Anacardiaceae. Gene Ontology annotation, biological process: fluoride transmembrane transport. The record is from RefSeq and is a predicted model, not a curated record. Gene Ontology annotation, molecular function: fluoride transmembrane transporter activity. The transcript has 8 exons. Gene Ontology annotation, cellular component: membrane. Bases 573 to 1910 code for a protein of 445 amino acids.
CUCCUCGUACAUUUUAACGACGAAAGUUGGAGAGCGUAAAACGAUAAGUAUCUCCUGCCAAAACAGACUCUUUUACGUUGGUUGGUUUUGGUGCGUCAAUUCCUCACACACCGACGUGUGUCCAUCGUGGUUGUCAACCUCUCUCAUCUAUUUAUCCUAGACAGUCGAACUUUCAGAGGAAAAAGGGGGCAUCAUUAUACUUCGGCUCUCUCAGCUCACUCUAUUAACGCGCUUUUCACUCCUCUAGUUCAUAGAAAACAGAAGAAAAACCAAAUUCCUCCAUCUCUUAAAUCCGAAGGCCGUCAAACUCAAGAGGCCGGAAGGCUUAUUCUGGCGUCUCCUCAGAUCCACUUUUCACUCGAAUGUCACGUGACUCGCGUUACAUGCACUACUUUUAAGCUUUUCAAUCAAUUUAGCGUCUCUUGUUUACGGUUUCAUUUUUGUUUAUCUUUCAGUUCCGUCGACAUCUGAACGAGAAUUUUUCAGAAGACCUUUCGGCGGCCGCACUUGUGAUAAGUUUUCGGGACAAACAAUCCUGUGACUGUGGAGAAGGUUCAUGGAUUGUGGGAUUGAUGAUGCUGAAUUUAGGAGACGUGGAUCAUUUGGUCAAGCAAGCAGUGCAAGUUCUUCAUUGGGAAGAGACAGGUGAUAUUGGGGAUCGAGCGCUUCACAACCGCCGGAACAGUGACAGUGGUAGCCUGCGGUUCUCUAUUGAUCAUGCAUCGGAGAAUGGAGAAACUAUUCCCUUUUCAGAGUUAAAUCUAUUGCAAUCUUUGGGGUUCCGGUCUCGUGAUCCCGCUGCACUCAAUGCAGUCAGUGUGGUGACACCUUUACCUGAGGAAAUCAUAUUUCGUCCCGCAACGCCAUUACAUUUGUCUGAGGAUCAAAAACAGGAGAAGGAGAAAGUGUUACCAUUGUCAUUGGAGUAUAUAUCAUGUCUUCUCCAUUUGGCUGUUUUUGGGAUUCUUGGGACAUUAACAAGGUAUUUGCUGCAAAAGCUUUUUGGCCCCAGUAUUGCUCAUGUGACAAAUGAAUUGAGCAUCCUAUACCUUGACCUUCCUUCUAAUAUGAUUGGUUCUUUCUUGAUGGGCUGGUGGGGUGUUGUUUUCAAAGGAGACAUUUCCAAAGUCUCUGAAUUUUUAGCCAUCGGUUUGACAACUGGCUACUUGGGGAGCCUUACAACUUUCAGUGGCUGGAAUCAGAAAAUGCUUGAUCUCGCCGUCAAUGGAAAGUGGGUGCAUGCUUUUCUCGGCUUUUUCCUAGGAUUGUUUCUUGUGGCCUACUCCAUAAUUUUCGGGAUUGAGACAGCCAACGGUUUCAAGUGGCUUCUAAAAAGAUUUUACUCAAGUACAAACAAAGAAAUUCCGGACUUGAGCAGCAGCUGCAGAGUGGAUAGUUUAAAGCGUCAUUUGGCAGCAAUGGUAAUAUUGACUCUUUUGCUAGGAGUUUUAUGGUGUGUGAGUGGAGUGCUAAUGAAGAAGGAAUAUGAUAGUGAUAGCAGUGAGGCCCAGCUAUGGUUGAGUUGCAUUGUUGCGCCUCCAGGCGUCUGGAUCAGGUGGUUCUUAGCCCGACUGAAUGGACGUGGGUUAGGGAGGGCUGGUUAUCUGAAAUGGGUUCCAUUUGGUACUCUGAUUGCCAAUGUUUCCGCAGCUCUUAUCGUGGCAGCACUUGCUACUGUCAGGGAGGCGGAGAAUAAUAAUACCAGCAAUGUAGUUGUCGGUGGCAUACAAUUCGGAUUUCUGGGUGGUUUGAGUACAGUGUCUACUUUUGUUGCUGAGUUCAAUGCAAUGCGGGAGAGCAACCAACCGUGGAGAGCCUAUGCAUAUGCCCUUGCCACAGUACUAAUCUCCUUUGCCAUAGGGAUUCCGAUGUUCUGUGUACCUGUGUGGACGAGGAAUUUCAAGUUCUGAAUGGAUUCCAAUUUAAACAGCUUAUUUGCUGUUCCAUAAACAAGAGCACAAUAAAUAAUUACAAGAUUUUGUUCCACUGCAC